Zea mays is the source of this 1659-nucleotide messenger RNA. RefSeq lists its product as uncharacterized. NCBI's taxonomy places the organism in Eukaryota, Viridiplantae, Streptophyta, Magnoliopsida, Poales, Poaceae. The record is from RefSeq and is marked validated. The transcript is spliced from 3 exons. The coding region runs from base 134 to 1213 and encodes 359 amino acids.
CCACUCCUCUUUCCUCGUUGAUUCCUGAUACCAUCUCGUAUCCUGUAUCACCGCGCCACCGACGGCGAAUCCGCGGGGCGGCGCCCCGAAUCUGCGCUCUCCGCGCUCAGAUCUCCCGCCUCCGCGCUUCCGGAUGAGCCGCCCCCAUUUGCCCAAGGACCCGGCCUUCCCGCGCACCAACGGGUCCUUGGACGGCGGGGCCCGCGACCUCGGCGAGAUUGAGGAGGUUGGCGCUGCGGCCACCGUAGACGUCGAACAGUCCCCCCUGCAGUCCUCGUCUCCGUCGGCAUCGUCGCCGCCGGCGGCGGCGAUUUCAUCGUGCGGGCAAUACAUGCUACACCGGGUGCGCAAGCUGGACACCCUAGCGGGCGUUGCCAUCAAGUACGGUGUCGAGGUAGCCGACAUUAAGAGGCUGAACGGCCUCUCAGCUGAUCUCCAGAUGUUUGCACACAAGACACUGCAGAUUCCACUCCCGGGGAGGCAUCCUCCGUCAUCUUACCAGCAGAAUGGCUCAUAUGAGAGUGACGACAGGGAAUGUACUCCACACCGCAUUCAGAAUGAUAUCUUGGAUUCAAUAUUGAAAACACCAAAGCCCAAAGUUUCGCCAGCUAUGAGUCUUCUGCAGGGAUACUAUGGCCUUGCACCACCUCCAAAGAGAGAUCAAACAAGCGAAGGCACUGAGAUGGCAGUUUACAGUAAAGGCAAAUCUGCUUUUCUGGAUGUUGAGCCGUGGCUGGAGCCGCCAAAUUCCGACCCAUUCCCUCUCCAGAAUAGGAAAACCAAAAGCUUGACGAUAGGUUCUCUUGAUGGUGAUACUGAUGAGAAUGGUGACAGUGAAAGGUUCGUAAGGCGGCGCCAGAAAGCUGAUGGUGAGCUGUUACCGAGGGAGGAAAAUGGCGGUGACUUUCUGGCAAGCGCCGGAAAAGGCUUGGCACUGAGGCCAAAGUCUAGCAGUCGACCAGACAUGAACAAGAGCCAGCAGAAUCUUUUUGCAAUGGCGGAGCCUUUGUUUGGCAGCGGCAUGCAAACUGUAAGGAAAUCAUCCAGCACUCCAGAGUUCCAGGAGCCAGAGACCAGCACCAGUUCAUCCAUAUGGUCAGCAAGCAAGUGGAGCAUAAAUACAGAUGCUUUUGCUCUUCCUCUCCCCAUCCCUCGUUUUGACAACAUUCCGAAGCCCAUUGCUGCUUGGAGAAACAAGGCGGCUCGCGAUUAAUAAACUGCUAUAUAAUCUUGGUUAUGUGCAUGAUUUUUCCUGAACUCCAGGAGGCCCAGAACGUGUAAUUAGGUUGGCACCAGCCUUUACAGCUUUGGAAGCGAAGCAGAGCAGGACCGUAAUUGGCUCCUGCGAGCUAGAACAUUCUGAAGAUCAGACGCAUGUCGUCCAUGUUUCCAGAUGGUAUCUAGAUUAGGUUUACAUGAUUCUCAUGUUAUAUUGGGCAUGUUGCGCCAAGAGUAGCAACGUUAAUAUUCGGUCAUAUAAAUUAUAGAUGCUAGAUGACAUAGAGGAGACGAUAUUUGCGGAGGGUAUUCUUUUGUACACAAUGAGAUAAUGUAGAGCAUCAAAGGAAUCCACAAUGAGAUAUAUGUGUUGUAUGUGUGAUCCCAUACCCAAACAUGGAGGAGGAUUGCUUUAUUUAACUACAGAUUUUGUUUUUCUUC